Messenger RNA from Mya arenaria, 2886 nucleotides. RefSeq names its product swi5-dependent recombination DNA repair protein 1 homolog. The record is from RefSeq and is a predicted model, not a curated record. Gene Ontology annotation, cellular component: Swi5-Sfr1 complex. Bases 217 to 1092 code for a protein of 291 amino acids. The transcript is spliced from 4 exons. Gene Ontology annotation, biological process: positive regulation of DNA-templated transcription; double-strand break repair via homologous recombination. Lineage: Eukaryota; Metazoa; Mollusca; Bivalvia; Myida; Myidae.
GUACAUGUAUAUCAUCAAGCAAAUAUACGUCUGUAUUUAUUAUUUAAUUGGCAAGUAGAUUGGUACAAAUCUAAACAUCCUUCUACCUCGAUCGUUGAUUGGCUGUACUACAUUUUGACAAACUAAAAUGUAUGCUUAAACAUUUCUUUAUAGUUUUCGGUAUCUCGAAAGCUCUUUAAGGCAAACGAAGGGACACCAAAUUGGAAGUGUGUACUCAUGACAAGUACUCCUAAUUCUUCAAAGUGUACGUUCAGUAGCAGUCUGAAAGAAAGACUCAAGAGAUGUGGUCGAUACCAUUCAUCUCCGUACCAACCACCUGGUCCUGCGAAACAAAACCAGAACAUCUCACUAAAGAAAGGAACAGCGAUCCCAAAAAUUGGAAAUUUUAGUGUCCAUCGUGUAAACAAUUCUGAAGAAAAAAGUGAAUUGGCAAAUAAAGAUGGUCAAAUUGCAGAUGAAAGUUCCGAGUUGAGGAAGGAAGCUAACAUUUAUGAUAAUGCCAGCAUGUGUAGUGAUGAUAGUUUAUCCCUAAAAGCUGUCACAAAUGAUUAUACAUCUGAAAGGGUUAAGGAUAAGCUUGAAUCUUUAUGCUGUGGCCAUGAAGGUGGCACAAGACUUUCUCACUCUGACACAGAUUUAUUAUCCAGAAAUACAACUUUUGUUACCCCAAUUAAAAACAGAGACCAAGUUGUAAAAAGAAAAACACUCAGUUUUAGAAACAACAUAGAUGAACAUUGUAAAUCAACUGAACAUUUGACUUAUUCAGCUGAGGCAGAUGUGGCUGAUGUUGAGGUAGAUCAACAUUUUAAUGAAGAAAUGCAUUGCUCGGUUCAUGGUUUAGAAAAUGAGCUGACCUCUAGAAAAGAGUUGCUCAGAAAACUGAAGAUGGUGAAAAUGUACAGAGAAAAGAACAACCUCUCUGAGCUUGAAGUUCUGAUAACCAAGUGGCGUGGAGUCUCCCAACAAGCGUUACAGGAUCUGCACCAGUCCAUGCCUGAGCCCCGCCCCUCCCUAACGGAACUUAUCAACCAUCUUGGUAUUGACCACAAUCUUGUGUGCUUCAGUAGUGAGGAUGAUGAAACAUUUACAUGAUACUGCCAUUAAUUGACUUCAAAGUCAAUGCCUCAGUCCCUGCCAUUACUGAUGUUACCAUUUUUUUAUCAUGUCCCUUUAGUACAUCUUAUAUGCUUCAGUAGAGCGAGGAUAUUGAAACUUGAAAUAGCACUUUAAAUAAACCAUUACUAUCCAUUUCUUGAGUGAAUCUUAAUGCUUCCUUACCAAACUUAUAAACAAUGACCAUGAUCUUAAGAAUCGAGGAUGAUAAUUCAUUUACUAAAGUGUUACCAGACCAGUCAAUGCUUGAGUCACCCAUGCUGUUAGGAACGAAUCAAACAUCUUUGUUUUUGGCACAAUACUUUAACACAAUACUUUAAUUCAUAAGUGAAGGUGACAACAUAUAUACAAAAAGCACCAAAAAUAGGUAAUUAUAAUAAAUUUGACAGGAUAUUUUGGAAAGCCCAUGGUGUGACCUAUUUUAAGAUUCAGGGUACAAAGUUUCCUGUGACUAAAAAUAGAAUGGAAAGCCCACAGUAUUACCUAUUUUAAGAUUCAUGGUAUAUAGUUUCCUGUGACUAAAAAUAGACUGGAACGUCCCUAGUGUACCAAUUUUAAGAUUCAUGGUAUACAGUUUCGGGUGACUUAAAAUAGGAUGGAAAGUCCAUGGUGUGACUAUUUUCAGAUUCAUGGUACAUAGUUUCCUGUGACUAAAAAUAGGUUGGAAAGCCCAUGGUGUGACUAUUUUCAGAUUCAUGGUACAUAGUUUCCUGUGACUAAAAAUAGGUUGGAAAGCCCAUGGUGUGACUAUUUUAAGAUUCAUGGUAUAUAGUUUUCUGUGACUAAAAAUAGACUGGAUAGCCCAUGGUGUGACUUUUUUAAGAUUCAUGGUACAUAGUCUUCUGUGACUAAAAGUAGACUGGAAAGCCCAUGGUGUGACUAUUUGAAGAUUCAUGGUACAUAGUUUCCUGUGACUAAAAAUAGGUUGGAAAGCCCAUGGUGUGACCUUUUUAGGAUUCAUGGUACAUAGUUUUUUGUGACUAAAAUAGACUGGCGAGCCCAUAAUGUUACCUAUUUAAGGCCCAUACUAAUGGAAUAGCCCUUGCUGUGACCUAUUUUGAAGCGCAUAAUACAUAGUUUCCUGUGAUUAAAAUAGAAUAGAGAGCCCAUUGUUGUGACCUAUUUUUAAUGUCCAUGGUCAUUUAAGGUACUGGUACUUGAUUCUUUUUAUUUUAACAUUUAUUUGAUGUGAUGCCUUAAACAGUUAAAAAACUUUUAUGGAGAAGAUGUUUAAACAUUUACCAUUUUUUGACUUUUAACUAUCCUUUAAGAGGUUUGCACGGUACUAAAUCAUAAGUUAACUGUGAUAUUAAUUUAGUGUAUUUGUCAUGUUGUCUUAUUGCAUCAUAAAUCUUCAUAGAAACACAAACGUAUCGCCAACAAGUAUGUUAAUAUUCACCAAUUAUAAGAGACAAAUACAGGUGUUUGUUUUCAUGUUUGUAGCCUACCGGUCUCCAUUUAUUUGAGGCAAUUGGGUCAUUUGUAUAUUUAUUAUGUUUUGCUAUUGACCAAUCAUUAUAAAUUUAAAAUGAUAAAUAUUCUUAAAAUGCCCAUUAUUAGUACAUACAUUAUGCAUUAUUUACAUAUAUUAUGAAAAUUCACUUUGUAUAAUAUAUGUUCAAGGGUACUUUUUGUGAAAAUUUAUCAUUUUAAAAUACCAAAAAAGUUGCUCGAGUAUAUACAUGUAUGUAUUAAUUUUAUGUAGUUCUCUGUUUUGUUUUGAUUUCAAAUUAUAUGAAAUGUUACUGUUGCUUAUGUUAAAAUAAAGUGUUA